Messenger RNA from Hyalella azteca, 3616 nucleotides. RefSeq lists its product as uncharacterized. The coding region runs from base 172 to 3600 and encodes 1142 amino acids. The transcript is spliced from 16 exons. Gene Ontology annotation, cellular component: small-subunit processome; Pwp2p-containing subcomplex of 90S preribosome. NCBI's taxonomy places the organism in Eukaryota, Metazoa, Arthropoda, Malacostraca, Amphipoda, Hyalellidae. The record is from RefSeq and is a predicted model, not a curated record. Gene Ontology annotation, biological process: maturation of SSU-rRNA from tricistronic rRNA transcript (SSU-rRNA, 5.8S rRNA, LSU-rRNA). Gene Ontology annotation, molecular function: snoRNA binding; protein binding.
ACACGUGAGAGGCUAGCGCUAGAGGUCACUGGUCCUCACCUGACUAAGUUGACUGCGUCACUGGUACUGCGUGCGAGCGCGACAGACGUCUGAGUGUAGUUAACUACCGUAAUUAACGUGUUUAUUUCAAACAUUUUGUGAGAAAUUGAGUGAGAUAAUAUCUUCACAACCAUGGCAGAACUUGUGGAGAAAAAAAUGGAGGAAAUGAUUCCUGAAUUAGAGGAAAUGGAAAGAAUCGGUCUUUUAUCAGCUGAAGAACUAAGAGUGUUGAUCAUCAAGAGGCGUCACUUCAUGUACAAGCUUGGAGCCAUGAAUCUAUCUAAGAGAGAUAUUUUGGCUUAUUUUGAGUAUGAAACUUUGCUUCUUGAACUUAUUGGCGUGAGAAGAAAGAAAAUGCGAAUGUUUGAGAAAGUUCCACAGAUUGAACACUGUAUUUUCAAAAGACUUCACAAGCUGCUUAGUUUGGCUACACAACGCUUUCCUCAUGACUUGCAACUAUGGGAAAAGAGGAUCCGUUUCUGCAAGAGCAUUGGCUUCCCGACAGUUGUUUAUCAUGCCUACCGAGAAAUGAGCAGAAAGCAUCCACGCAUUCUUUCUGUGUGGAUUGACUGGGCUCGUUAUGAGGUCUCCAUGUUUGGCAAAUUUGAAAAAGCCCGAGAGAUUUUGGUCUCCCAGGCAGUCAUGCACCAUCCUGGCAGUAAGCCUCUCUUCAGAGAGAUAUUCCGCUUUGAGCUGAUGUAUUGUGAACAUCUGUUCCAUGGCCGCUACACCGGUGAUCCAGCCAAUGAUGGCAGUGUUGAAGUUCUCAGUGAUAGCAUGAGGAAAAUAUUUGCUUGUGAUGGAGCUCGUCUGGUGUUUGAAGAAGCAGUAGCUGAGCACCCUGAUGUAUCAACUGCCAUCGAGUUCUAUCAUGUAGCCCAGCAUUUCUCUUUUGCUGCCAAGUUGACUGAAGAAAUUUUUCAGAAAAUCUGUCAAGCGCACGAUGGAAAGGCUGAGGUGAGACUGUUGAAGGCUGAGCGAGAAGCCCUUGAGUUGCUUUUGGAUCCUCUGGAGAAUGAAGAUCAAGAAGAGACUUCAGCUGGGGAGGAGUACCUGGCUCCUUACCUGCUGUAUGUUCAAGCUCAAAAAAAGAAGAAACUUCAAGCUGGUUUUUUAAAGUUCACAGCUGAAAACCGAGAAAAAGCUCUGCACCCGUUUUUGUACUCCACUCACUUAUCACUCAGUGGGCAAUCCAGCGGGUAUGUCAACUCGAAUAACCUCGUUGCCGGCAUAAACUUCACUGAAGAUGAAAACUCCCGACUCACUACAUUAUUUAUGAGAGAAAUAUUGAGCCUGAUGUAUUAUACUUGGAGAUGCAGGCAAACACUUCACCUGCUGGCUGCAAGACUUGACAAGCUGUGUGAUCCACAGAUAUCUUCACUCAUGCCCAAGCAAAUGCUCGUAUGGGUGACUGUUCAGCAAGAGUUCCCGGAGCUGGCGUGGCAGCACAGCACACAGGAGUUGCUGCAGCGCGUAUGUGACGGCACGUCUGCUUGCGCUGCAGUCUACGCACUCGCUCAGCUGGCCAAGUCGGGCAGUGGGGGAAACGCCAUGCUUAUUGAAGUGUUCAAGAAGCUGGAGACUCGCCUGCCUGAGGCGUGGCGCCACUCCGCCUUGCGAUGCGUGUUGGGUGCCCUGCAGCCUGGCCCCGAGCGCAUGAGCUUCCUGGAACAACACAGCAACAUUAGGAGCCUCGACCGGGUCCUUGUGACCAGCACCAGGCUGGCUCUUCUCUGGGCCACAUACCAGGAACAUGGCUUGUCGGCAGCAAGAAAGGUGUACGCCAAAUACGAACUCUUCCCCCCGUUCUCCUCUGAACUCCACGCCACGAUGUGCUUUUUGGAGCUGGGAGGCGACGCCAGCGUCCCUCUUAUGGAGUCCAUGGCAAAGUCACAAGAUUCUCACGAGUACGUAGAGCCUGAAGAUCAAUGGGGCAUCGAUACCAAAGGAGACGGAGGAGCUUCUGAUCAGGAGGAUGAAAUGAAAUCUGUCAAAGAAACCGAAAGUGUGAGUGGCGAAGAACAGGAAGAUGCUGCCAGCGAUGAGGAAAGCCCGGACGAAAAUGAAACUGAAAGUGUGAAUGUGGAAGAACGGGAAAAUGACCUUAGCGAUGAUGAAGUUGAUAGCGAUGAAAGUCAGGAUGAAGUAGAAACAGAAAGCCUGGCUGGUGAAGAACUUGAAGAUGAUGCAAGUGAAGAGGAAGUGGAGGAUGAGGAAAGCCAUGAUGAUGUGGAAGGUGAAGACAACGAUGGAGCUGAAAGCUCCAGUGAUGAUGAAAUCAGUGACCAUGAAGCGAAAAUGCAGAAGCGUUUCCCCGUGAAAAAGAAGGAGACCAAACUCACUAAAAAACAUGAGAUUGAUGUUGAAAGAAUACGACGGAUUUUCAAGACAGUGAUUCGUCUACUUGGAGGAAAACAUCAUGAGGUGUGGUUGGCUUACCGCCAGUUUGAAGUGCAGUUCGGAGACACCAAGAGUGUCUCUGGCGUCAAUCAAGACGCGGAGCACCACAUGGAUGCCUGGUGCCUCCUCGCCUACAAGAAUUCCCUGCUCGACAUUCAACAUGAGCGCUUUGUGGACGCGAGCGAGACAGUCGAGCAACUACAUCCUGAAGGUGGCAGUGUCAUCAAAAUCACAGUGCCUCCGAAACCUUCAUUCCUCAGGCAAAUGCCUAAGAAUUUCAUAGCUAGAUUAAACGCGGCCGAAGUGAAGCAACGUAAUGCCUUCCUGGCUGCCAUCGCUGCUAUAGAAGCCCUUACCGAUGACAAACCAGACUCGCCUGCUCCCCUGGGCCGCACGUGGUACGACGUGCUCACUGUCCUCCUGGACGGUCGCCACAUUCUGCCUCGCCGCGCCCCAGAAGCGGAGUCACGUCACGUCACCGCCCCCAUUGAUGGCUGCUUCAGAGACGCGCGACUACCAGAAUCUUCAUCCUUCUGCGGGGUAGCCAAGGCGUCUAAAACUAAGGUGGUGAAAAGCAGCAGUUCUCUAAGCCUGCUCCCCGGCGAGCACUGCUCGGACGCGGUGCUGCGCCACAACAAAUUUAGUGCAGUUACUUGCCGCAACCCGCGGGACGAUCUUGACGCCAUGCUCGCCAAGUCCGCAACUCUGAAGCCUGAGUUCCUGAAGAAGAAGGCAUUGGAUUCAGUCAUGUCCAAGAAGGCGGCUAAGAAGAAAGCCAGAGAAGAGCGCCAGAAGACUGCAGGCAAAGGAUGGGAUCACAUGAAGGCUCCUGAGAUGACGCCUGAGAUCGCUAACGACAUAGAGCUGCUCAAGAUGAGAGGCAUCAUCGAUCCUAAACAAAGGUUUAAAUCCACUCACAUGAAGGUGACGCCGAAAUACUUCCAAAUAGCUAAGCUAAAGGACGACCCAAUACACUUCUACAAUCGCCUCACCAAGAAGCAGCGCAAGCCAACUCUGGCUGAAGAGAUCAUCAACGAUCAGGAGCUUGUCAGUUAUCAGAAGAGGAAGUUUACACAGCUUGUGGCCGCUCGCGAGUCUCACCGUUCGAAGAAACGCAAAGCGGGUGGAGAUUUCAUUGAAAUCUCGAAAAAUGCUAAAUAAAUUUAACCGAACUCAA